AUGGAGCAUUAUGCACGUUCACAGAAUAUAUGGGAGUUCCUUGAAUCAUUCCAAUCUCAGGUUCACAAUUACAAUGGCCUCUCACUAGAAGAAUGCUCUGGAGGAUAUAAACUUGUCCGUUUAAGUGCUGCGUCUGGAAUUUUGACACGAGGUUCACAAAUUGUGAGCUCUCAAACUGUUGUUAUGGCACUUAAAGCUCAUGGAGUUGACCACCCUUCAAGCUCUUUUGGUUCGGCUAGGAGAUGGAAAUAUCAUGUCUUCUUGAGUUUUCGAGGAGAAGACACUCGUAGAAGCUUUACAAAUCACUUGCAUUGUGCUUUACAACGCAAUGGAAUUAUAGCUGUCAAGGAUGACGAAGAACUUGAGAGGGGACAAGUUAUUACACCAAGUUUGCUCCGAGCAAUUGAAGAAUCUCUUUCCGCAAUUGUUGUUCUCUCUCCAAAUUAUGCUUCUUCAACUUGGUGCCUGGAUGAGUUCUCAAAGAUUCUCCAUUCUAAGAAAGAGUCAGGUCUUUAUGUAUUUCCAAUAUUUUAUGGUGUGGAUCCAUCUUAUGUUGAACAUCAGAGGGGAAGUUUUGCAGAAGCAUUUAAAAAGCAUGAAGAAAUAUUUACACGAGAUAAAAUGAAGGUGCAAAAUUGGAGGGAUGAUUUAAAAGAAGUUGCUAACUUAUCUGGCUGA
This is a messenger RNA of Prosopis cineraria, 678 nucleotides long. Its product is annotated as toll/interleukin-1 receptor-like protein. The transcript has 3 exons. The coding region runs from base 1 to 678 and encodes 225 amino acids. The record is from RefSeq and is a predicted model, not a curated record. Lineage: Eukaryota; Viridiplantae; Streptophyta; Magnoliopsida; Fabales; Fabaceae. Gene Ontology annotation, biological process: signal transduction.